ACCCCUGUUCACCACUCUGAAUCUCAAAAGCCUCAGAGCUCGCUCUAUCUACUACUGUUUCAGUGCUGCAACAACAACAACGAUGGCGAGGGUUUCGAUUUGCUUCCUCUUCGCGUUCGCUCUCUCUGUCCUCCUCGCUUCUUCGCAGAUCCAUGCGAUUGAAUCGGAGGCUAAGGAGUUCGUGCUCACAUUGGAUAACUCCAAUUUUUCUGAAAUUGUCAGCAAGCACGAUUUCAUCGUUGUUGAAUUCUACGCACCGUGGUGUGGACACUGCAAGAAUCUUGCUCCUGAGUAUGAGAAGGCUGCUGCGGUCUUGAGUAGCCAUGAUCCUCCGAUUGUUUUGGCUAAAGUUGAUGCCAAUGAGGAGAACAACAAGGACCUUGCAUCUCAGUAUGAGGUUCGGGGAUUCCCAACGAUUAAGAUUCUGAGAAACGGUGGAAAGGACAGUCAAGAAUACAAAGGACCCCGUGAAGCCGAUGGUAUUGUUGACUAUUUGAAAAAGCAGACUGGUCCUGCAUCCACUGAAAUUAAAUCUGCUGAUGAUGCCACUGCUUUCAUUGGUACAAAGAAAAUUGUUAUUGUUGGAGUUUUCCCCAAAUUUUCCGGGGAGGAGUUCGAUAACUUCUUUGCAUUGGCAGAGAAACUGCGAUCUGAUUAUGACUUUGGUCACACUUUGGAUGCCAAAAACCUUCCACGGGGUGAAUCUUCCGUGAGUGGGCCUGUUGUUAGGUUGUUCAAGCCAUUUGACGAGCUUUUUGUUGACUCCAAGGAAUUCAAUGUCGAAGCUCUGGAGAAAUUUAUUGAAGAAUCUAGUAUCCCUGUUGUGACUGUCUUUAACAAUGACCCAAGCAACCACCCUUUUGUUUCCAAAUUCUUUAACAGCCAAAACCCAAAGGCAAUGUUGUUCAUCAACUUCACUGCUGAAGGUGCUGAAUCUAUCCAAGCAAAAUACCGUGAAGCCGCUGAGGAAUAUAGAAAGCAGGACGUAAGCUUUCUGGUGGGAGAUGUUGAGGCCAGUCAAGGUGCCUUCCAGUAUUUCGGGCUAAAGGAAGAAGAUGUUCCUCUAAUCAUCAUUCAACAAACUGAUGGCAAGAAAUUUUUCAAGCCUCAGCUGGAAGCUGAUCAGAUUUCAUCUUGGUUGAAGGCAUACAAGGAUGGAAAUGUUGCACCAUAUGUCAAGUCUGAGCCUAUUCCUGAAACAAACAAUGAACCUGUUAAAGUGGUAGUUGGGGACAGUCUUCAAGAUGUAGUUUUCAAGUCUGGAAAGAAUGUUCUGCUCGAGUUUUAUGCUCCUUGGUGUGGUCACUGCAAGAGUCUGGCUCCAAUACUGGAUGAAGUUGCUGUCUCAUAUCAAAAUGAUGCUGAUAUUGUUAUUGCAAAAUUUGACGCAACUGCCAAUGAUGUCCCAACUGAAAGCUUUGAAGUCCAAGGUUAUCCAACUCUGUACUUCAUUUCAUCAAGUGGAAAAAUUUCACCUUAUGAUGGCGGCAGGACCAAGGAAGACAUCAUACAAUUCAUUGAAAACAGCCGGGAUAAGAAAUCUACUCAGAUAGAAGAAGAGCAAGGAAAAGAUGAGAUUCAGCAAGAAAAACCAAAGGACGAGCUUUGAAAGGAGAAGUGCUGCUCCUCUCAGAGGAUGUUGAGGAGGUCUACAUCUCUGUUGCAUCUCUGAAUCUAAAGUUAGAAAAUCAUAGUAUUAGUGCUAGUCUGUCUACCUUGUUUUGCAUUACCUUUUGACAUUUUGGUUUCUGAAUAAAAUUGGAGUUUUGUUCGGCGGAUUAUACAGUUUAGUGCUGGAAAAAUUGUGGCUGUAGAAAACCAAUCUGAGUUAAAUUAUUACUACAAGUUUUUUCACA
Messenger RNA from Lotus japonicus, 1856 nucleotides. RefSeq names its product protein disulfide-isomerase-like. Gene Ontology annotation, biological process: response to endoplasmic reticulum stress; protein folding. Bases 83 to 1609 code for a protein of 508 amino acids. The transcript is spliced from 11 exons. Lineage: Eukaryota; Viridiplantae; Streptophyta; Magnoliopsida; Fabales; Fabaceae. Gene Ontology annotation, cellular component: endoplasmic reticulum. Gene Ontology annotation, molecular function: protein disulfide isomerase activity. The record is from RefSeq and is a predicted model, not a curated record.